This is a messenger RNA of Clavispora lusitaniae ATCC 42720, 462 nucleotides long. RefSeq names its product RNA methylation protein (gene TRM112). Gene Ontology annotation, molecular function: protein heterodimerization activity. Gene Ontology annotation, biological process: tRNA methylation; rRNA (guanine-N7)-methylation; peptidyl-glutamine methylation. NCBI's taxonomy places the organism in Eukaryota, Fungi, Ascomycota, Pichiomycetes, Serinales, Metschnikowiaceae. The record is from RefSeq and is a predicted model, not a curated record.
AUGGGUAAAAUUCGAGUGAUGAGCACCAAAGUAGUAUCUCCAUUAUCGCAGGAAAACCACAACACCCACAACAUGAAGUUUUUGACCUCCAACUUUGUCAGAUGCGCAGUUAAGACGUGUGACUCUUCUGCCGACGCAUUUCCUCUACAAUUUUCCGACUGCCAGCUUGUGCAAGAAGAACAAGAGUACAACCCAGAAUUCAUUGUCCACAUGUUGGACAGAUUGGACUGGGACGCCGUUUUGAAAGUGGCCAAGGACCUAGGCAACGAGCAGCUUCCUCCGGUCAAGCCCGAGAACUUGAACGCCAUCAUGGAGGACGACCAGGCCAUCUUGAAGGAAUUGCAUACUUUGCUUGUGGAGACGCAAAUCAUCGAGGGCAAAAUGACCUGCCGCAACUGCAACCACGUCUACUACAUCAAGAACUCCAUCCCCAACUUCUUGUUGCCUCCACAUCUCUGCUGA